UAGGCCUCAAUGAGGAGUCCAAAUAUGGAGACAUUCAAACAGCAGAAGGUGGAGGACUUCUAUGACAUCGGAGAGGAGCUGGGCAGUGGCCAGUUCGCCAUCGUGAGGAAGUGCCGGGAGCAGAGCACGGGGCUAGAGUACGCAGCCAAAUUCAUCAAGAAGAGGCAGAGCCGGGCCAGCCGUCGGGGCGUGUGCCGGGAGGAGAUCGAGCGGGAGGUGAGCAUCCUGCGGCAGGUGCUGCACCCCAACAUCAUCACGCUGCACGACGUCUAUGAGAACCGCACCGAUGUGGUGCUCAUCCUCGAGCUAGUUUCCGGAGGAGAACUGUUCGAUUUCCUGGCCCAGAAGGAGUCGUUAAGUGAGGAGGAAGCCACCAGCUUCAUUAAGCAGAUCCUGGAUGGGGUGAAUUACCUUCAUACAAAGAAAAUUGCUCACUUUGAUCUCAAGCCAGAAAACAUUAUGUUGUUAGACAAGAAUAUCCCCAUUCCACACAUCAAGCUGAUUGACUUUGGCUUGGCUCACGAAAUAGAAGAUGGAGCUGAAUUUAAAAACAUUUUUGGGACACCUGAAUUUGUUGCUCCAGAAAUCGUGAACUAUGAGCCACUGGGACUGGAGGCAGACAUGUGGAGCAUCGGAGUCAUCACCUACAUCCUUCUAAGUGGAGCAUCCCCCUUCCUGGGAGACACAAAGCAAGAAACCCUGGCAAACAUCACUGCUGUGAGUUACGACUUUGAUGAGGAAUUCUUCAGCCAGACCAGCGAGCUGGCCAAGGACUUCAUUCGGAAGCUUCUUGUGAAGGAGACCCGGAAACGGCUUACCAUCCAAGAGGCUCUCAGACAUCCCUGGAUCACGUCAAAAGGAGAAGCCAGAGUCCCUGAGCAGUGGAAGACACAACCUGCCCAGCUGAAGACCAAACGCCUAAGAGAGUAUACCCUCAAAUGCCACUCCAGCAUGCCCCCCAACAACACUUAUGUCAACUUUGAGCGUUUUGCUCACGUGGUAGAGGAUGUGGCUCGGGUAGACGAGGGAUGCCAUGCCCUCGCAGGAGCCCAUGAUACCCUGCAGGAUGAUGUGGAGUCUUUGGUCUCCAUCUACAAUGAGAAGGAGGCUUGGUACCGAGAGGAGAACGAGAAUGCCCGCCAUAACCUGUCCCAGCUCAAGUAUGAGUUCCGCAAGGUGGAGUCCCUGAAGAAGCUUCUGAGAGAAGACAUCCAGGCCGCAGGGGCCAGCCUUGGAGGCGUGGCCAGGAAGCUAGACCAUCUGCAGGUGCAGUUUGAGACUCUGAGGCAGCAGCUGUCAGCAGACAUCCAGUGGAUGCAGGAAAUGGUGGGCAUACUCCAGCUGGAGAGUGGGAACACUGACGGCCACGCCUUGGGCUCCGUGUUCCACCAGGACACCAGUGAGUCCCUACCAGAGCUGCUCAACAGAUCACACACGGAGGGGAUCCUGGCCGGCUUGAAUCUCUGAGCACCAGGAUCUAGUCAGUAGUGCAUUCCCAGGGUUUUGUAGAAGCAUGCUGUCUUCCCCUCUGCUGGUGCAUCUAGCUGGAAGUAUCCUGCAGGGUGUGUGUUUGCAGCCUUCCACUCCCUCUAGAGUUCCCCAGCCACUGAGGUCUUAGUUAGUUAGUGGACCUACUCCACACCUCCCUCACCAGCCUGGUUUUCUGAGAGAGUGCUGGCAAAGCAGCUGAGCUGUGGAAACAAUGAGAAAACCUAUCCCCUCAGCAUGCCCUUCUCUGGGGGUAUCUUCCGGGCCCCAGGAAAUGCUUUAUAACUGGGUAAUGAUGACGGAUUGGCUCAUCUCUCACAUUCCACAUGCAUGGUAUAUGAGUGAAGAUCUUGGAUGGACAUAGCUAGGAUAACUUGC
This is a messenger RNA of Rattus rattus (black rat), 1866 nucleotides long. RefSeq names its product death associated protein kinase 2 (gene Dapk2). The transcript has 9 exons. Gene Ontology annotation, biological process: protein phosphorylation; intracellular signal transduction; positive regulation of apoptotic process. The record is from RefSeq and is a predicted model, not a curated record. Gene Ontology annotation, molecular function: protein serine/threonine kinase activity; ATP binding. Gene Ontology annotation, cellular component: cytoplasm; nucleus. Bases 10 to 1467 code for a protein of 485 amino acids. NCBI's taxonomy places the organism in Eukaryota, Metazoa, Chordata, Mammalia, Rodentia, Muridae.